Molecule: messenger RNA, 1398 nt
Organism: Toxotes jaculatrix (banded archerfish)
Lineage: Eukaryota; Metazoa; Chordata; Actinopteri; Toxotidae
Product: CDGSH iron-sulfur domain-containing protein 3, mitochondrial-like
Exons: 3
Coding region: 124-522 (132 amino acids)
Cellular component (GO): intracellular membrane-bounded organelle
Molecular function (GO): 2 iron, 2 sulfur cluster binding
Source: RefSeq, a predicted model, not a curated record
CAUGUUAUAACUUCUGCUGCAGUCCGUCCAAGUUUUCCGAAGCAGCUGCUUUGAGAUCUGUGAUUUAUCCUCCGAGAGAGCAAGUAGAAAUAUUUCUACGACCGCUUUAAACUCUGCGACAGAAUGAACGCAGCCAGCUUGGCGGUCGCAGUGCGGAGUGGGUGCUCGCAGACCUUCAGGCGACCUCAGCCGGUGCUGCCUGUUUACUCUGCAAUGGUGCAGUGCUGCCUGAUGUCCACACAGCCCGUCCCUGCAGCCCGACUGCCCUACAGAGUGAAGUUGUCUGCUGGGAAACGCUACGCCUGGUGUGCUUGUGGACACAGCAAGAAACAGCCUUUCUGUGACGGAGCUCACAGGACAGAAGCGCCCAGCAUCUCUCCUCUACGCUUCACCCCUGACAAAGACAGGACGGUCAUGCUUUGUGCCUGUAAGCAAACCAAAAACGCACCGUACUGCGAUGGCUCCCACUUUAAGGUCAUCUUCCAAGAUUUAGUAAAGUCAGUGAAAGGCGUCUUUAAAUGAGCAGAACUCAUCAAGAUGGAGCAGCAACUGCAGUAGAAGUUAACAGGAAGUAAACUAGUUUCCAUAGAAUCAUGUUAUUCAGUAAAGUAUCAGGGUAAAACUCAAUAAAGUAUUUGGCAUGAAACUCUGGAAACAUCCUCACAUAACAUUCUUAUAUAAUAUCUUUACAGAAUUGCUCUUUAUAUAUGAUAUAUGAACAUUGUUUAAUCAUGAGUUAUCAUUUUUAAUCCAUGGAGGAAAUUCAUUCAUGGAGGAAUGUGUAUUUUUUUCUAUUGUGAGCUCAUAACUUUAAUAAUGUUUUUGUACUGGUUUCAUAUUAUUACUAGUUAUCAUACUGUUGUGUUCUCAGGUAUUGUUUGAUAUGUGUUAGUAUGUUCUUUCCAGUAUGGGGGUGUCCCAUAGUUCUGAUAUAUAUAUGAGGGUGAAUGGGCUAUACAGUGGUGAUCAAAAUUAGACAGAAACAAUUUAUGAAAUCUUUUCAGAAAUAAUCUAAUCUUCAUUGCUCAAAAUUUGAAGGAAUCUUUGUCGUGGCUAUACCACACUACUAGAACAGAUUCUCCCCAUUAUUCUGUCCUCUUGCAUUUGUCUUUCGUGGACGGCCAGCCUUCUUGGGGGGCUUGAAUGAGAUGUAAAGAUCCAGUAUUCUAGAAAUCACAGAUUUGGAACGACCAACUUCUCUUGCUAUGGCUGAAAGGGUCAUCCAUUUGGCCUUCGUCUGGACAAGCUGCUGUCGGAGGGUUUCAAUCACUUUCGAACAGCUCACCAUCUUGCAAAGUCAGUGAAAACUAGAAAGUUAGGCUGCCAGUUAAAUAGGGUUUGUCAGAUAAUUUUGAUCUGUUCUUUUUCAGAUAUCUAAUUAAAGGUUUUUAUUCUGUG